Molecule: messenger RNA, 1282 nt
Organism: Aspergillus heteromorphus CBS 117.55
Lineage: Eukaryota; Fungi; Ascomycota; Eurotiomycetes; Eurotiales; Aspergillaceae
Exons: 3
Coding region: 195-1007 (270 amino acids)
Biological process (GO): proteasome-mediated ubiquitin-dependent protein catabolic process
Cellular component (GO): cytoplasm; nucleus
Molecular function (GO): protein binding
Source: RefSeq, a predicted model, not a curated record
AGCUUCCCCCCAUGGCUCCCGUCUGCGAAGUUUUCCAUCUUCACAGACGGCCUGUUGCUCAGUCCCAGAUCUCUUGAUGUUGCAGAUCGCGAUCUACUUCGCAACCACUUGCUCUCACCAUGUCCUCCACUGCUAAUUUCGUAUGCAUCCUCACAUGCCGUGCGUGCGUGGUUGCUCGGUUUUAACGGAAACAGAUGUCCCCCUCUUCCUCGUCAACGCCGGUAUGGCAUCAGUUCGAACGGAAGGUCGAGGAGGUCAAGCCAUCCAAGACUGAUAUCAACUACUUGGUCAUGGACUACCUCAUCACCAACGGCUACCCCGCGGCCGCGAUGAAGUUCGCGGUCGAGGCCAACAUCCAACCCCGAGCAGACUUCGAGUCGAUUCAGGAACGAGUUGAGAUCCGCACUGCGAUCCACUCUGGGAAUAUACAAGUGGCGAUCGAGAAGAUCAACGAGCUCAACCCUCAGAUCCUGGAUGAAAAUCCUCCUCUGCACUUCGCCCUGCUGCGUCUGCAACUAGUGGAGUUGAUCCGCGCCUGCACCUCGGUCCCCGAUGGAGACAUCGGCCCGGUCCUCGAGUUUGCAACCCUGCAAAUGGCCCCCCGGGCGCCCACGAACCCUCAGUUCCUAGAAGACCUGGAGAGGACGCUCGCGCUGUUGAUCUUCCCGGCCGACAACCUCUCCCCGUCCCUUGCCCCCUUACUCCACCCGGACCUCCGUAAAGAAAUUGCCAACCGCGUCAACGAGGCCAUCCUGCUGAACCAGGGCACUCACAAGGAGGCCCGUCUUCGCAACCUCGUUAAGCUGCGCGCCUGGGCCGAGCAGAAGGCCCGGGAGGCUAAGAAGGACAUCCCCGAGAAGCUGGACCUCGGGCUCACAGACAACAAUUCCACCCCCAGCACCAGUAAUCAUCCCAUCUUAGCCUCGACCUUGGCCGCUCAUCUGCCCGCCUCUUCUAACGACACUGUAAUGACCAAUAACGGGGAUAUUGACCCCAUGAUCUCUUAACAUCAUCACACAACAAUGCCUCGAUCUGGGAUCCGGCUUUAAUGUGCUAGUACGGAGUACGACUGGAAUUCUUUUUUUUUUCUCGAGCAUGGAGUUGGGAAGGAAUACACCGGUAGUGGCACUGGCACUGGCGCUGGCAUGGCGCUUGGUCGCUGUAAUAUCUCGCUUAAUAUCCACCUAUGAACAGAAUUUUUCGUCCUGCCCACUUCCACUCGUCUUUACCGCUUUUGGUGGGAGCUACGAGUAUCUGCAUACCAUUACGUAUCAGAUCGAUC